Xyrichtys novacula (pearly razorfish) is the source of this 3496-nucleotide messenger RNA. The record is from the annotation of a GenBank genome assembly. Lineage: Eukaryota; Metazoa; Chordata; Actinopteri; Labriformes; Labridae.
AGUGUAAUUGUUAUUCUUUCCGGCCAAUCACGUCGCUGUACUUCUUCUAUCUGCUUCCUUGGUGAGUUUGUAUCGCGUUGUUCUCAGAGAGUGGAUGUUUACACCGGACCGACCAUGAGGAUGUGGGCUGCGGUGCUGGUGCUCGGACUCGCGGUGAGCUCGUGCCAGGCAGAGUUCGGCCCACCCACCCUGAACAUCAGCCUGGACGAUGUUCCGGAGGAGAGGUGGGCGACCCUCACCAAAGUCUUUGACGCGGAUUUUCUACAGAAAGCCGCCGCAGAGGUCAUUGAGUAAGUUUUUAAAGGCUCAUAUUUCGCGUGUGGUGUGUGUCUAUUGUGAAUGAUACAAAGUGAAGAAGUGUUUGGCUGAAUCUCAAAAGAGUGACUUAUCUCAAUGUUAUGCUGAAAUAUUGAAGUCGCAAAAGUUAACCAUAGUUUAAUGCUUAACAAUCACAUUGUGUGUAGGAGUUUGAGCAUUCAUUGUUGUUAUCAUUGGUGGAAUUCAGUGUUAAGCAUGAACACUAACUUGUUUCAUGUUUUCUCUUUCACAGCUCCACUGUUCCAAAAUGGGUACACCAUGCAGUCAAACCUGUUGUGAUGGCUCUGGAAAAGUACAUCCCACAGCCUUACGCAGGGGAGAUCCGUGGCCUCGCAGCACAUUUUGGAGGAAGCCUUUCAGAUGUCAUUAUUCUCAACUUUGCCUAUGAGGUUUCUGCGUAUGUACCAUUUUUAAUGAAGUCAAACAUUCAUCCUGACUUUUAAAUGAUGCAGAGGCCCACUGUGUCAAGGAGGAUUAAAGUUGAAGUAAAUUCACUUUUUUUUGUGUGCAUUUUCUAGAUUUUGCACCAGUGUCAUAGCUCAGGACAAGAAAGGGAACGUGUACCAUGGCAGGAACCUUGAAUAUCCACAUCCAGUUUUGAGGAAUCUGACUGUCAACGUAGUUUUCCUCAAGAAUGGAACGGUAAAAUUUGUUUUUAAAGCAUUUGGAAAACUAAAUAAGGUGUGUGCAGUUUGAAACCACACAUCAUAAAAUAAAUAAAUGAUGGUGCUGACUCUAAGUUAAGUCACAGCUGAUACUGCAUAUUGACAGUGUGGCUUACGUAUUAAUUAUUAUGCUUGCUGAAACCCCAUUUCAGGAGGCCUUCCGUGGAACUUCUUUUGCCGGCUACAUCGGCCUCUGGACGGGCCAGAGUCCAAACAAGUUCACUGUUUCUGGUGACCAGCGAGGUAGAACACAAUCUAAUCUCAGGACUUCUCACUGAGCAAUAGAUGGCAAUAAGACGUCAAGUUUUUUUUUUUUGACCAAAUUUCAACCGUCUAGGUUCUAUAUAUUUUUAGACGGAAUUUAGACGUUGCACCUUAACUCAUUAUUCGAUAACUAUUUAUUUCAAAAAGCAACUGUGAGUUGCAUAACUGAUUUCCAAGUACUUAACCAAAAUAAUCAUGAUAGCCGUUGAGCAAUUUACAGUUAGACCUCUGUUAGCUGGCUAGUCGAAACUUGGUCUAAAUCUAGACGUCUAAAAAAACUUUAAUUUAGACCUGUGGGAGCGUGAUUUCGGACCAGUCAUCGAGGUUACAUUUAGACGUCUAUUAGACCUCUUUUAGACCAAAAAACGCUCAGUGGGUUUGUUUGGAAAAAAUGUUGAAAUAGUUAGAUUUAAAGUAUUCUUAUGGUUUAUGUUUGUGUGGGAUCAUCAGGCAGUGAACACUGGUGGAACUGGUGGAAGAAUGUGGUGUCUGCGUUCAUCUUUCGGAGAUCCCCAGUCAGCUGGCUUGUGAGGGAGGUGAGUUACAUUAGAGAAGUUAGACAUAUGACGUUGCUAGCUGAAUGAGGAAAUGAAACCUUGAGUAACUAAGUGUGAUCUAUGCAGACGCUAGAGAAGGCAGAGAAUUUUCAGGAUGCAGUCAUGCGUCUUUCAAAAAUCCCCAUCAUCACUGGGGUGUAUUACAUUGUGGGUGGAGUGCAAGCUGGGGAAGGGGCUGUCAUUACCAGAGACCGAACUGGCCCUGCUGAUAUCUGGCCACUGGAUCCUGUUAAUGGAGAGUAAGAGGCAAAUUACAGCAUUAGAGAAAAAUCUGGUCAAUCAAGGAUUGCACUGCACAGCUUAAAUCGCGCAUAAAAUUGUGACCUUCCUCUUAAAGAUGGUACAGAGUGGAGACCAACUAUGACCACUGGCGUCCUUCUCCUUCCAGAGAUCAUCGAAGGUGCGUUAUCUCACAUAAUGGAUCCUUUUGCCAUUUAACAGUUGUGACAGUUUAAAGACUGUUUUGUUUGUAUUUCACAGAGAAGUGGCAAACAAAGCACUAAAUGCUACUGGCCAAAACAACAUCAACAUGGAGACACUUUUUAAGGCAAGUGCUGAUAAAUAAAUCAAUGUUUUUGAUGGCUGGUGUAGUCUCAGUAAGAAAUGAAAAUAUUAAUAACAUUUGUUUCAUUCAGAGACAAUGUGAACAUUUCUAACAAUUUAUUCCCCCUAUCACAGGUCUUAUCACUGUCUCCAGUGUGUAACGGGUAAGCAGAACAUUGUUUGUCCAUUUCAUUCUUAUUUGCUGUUACAAGGAAUCACAUGACUAUUCAGGAUGUAGAAACAAGGUAGUUGUGUGCAUACCAGCCCUACUCUGUUAGCACCACCUCAGCAAUAACGUCAAUAGCCCAUUGUCUAAUGUUUUACCCUUAGCACAAAGUGUUUAAUGUAUAGAGGAGCAUUGGCAGAGUUUCAGUCAAAAUAUUGUUGAAAUAUUUAUAAUACAAUUUAACAAGCUGAUCAUUUACAUGAAUGUCAUUUUGCCUCUGAUGAACUGUUUAACACCUUUCUUUAAAUAACAUGGCUGUGUUGACGACAUAUGCAUUGAGAGUGACCUCUGCUGUGUUGAUAAUCUCCCAGAAUAACAGUUUACACCACAACUAUGAGUGCAGCCACCCCAGACAAGUACAGCACAUUUGUCAGGCCACCGGUAACUAUAUUUCAUCUUAGAAUGUUACAUUUAUUCUUGAGCUACUUAUAUUUCAUUCAUUUUAUCCUCAAACUAAUACAACUACUAUCUCACUCUUCCUUUUUUUUCUCUCUCUCUCUGAAGAGCUGCAGACAUAACUGAGAUGAGGCUGUCAACAACUCAGAGACCAAUGACAAACUACUGGAAAUUAACAAGCUACCUUUGUCGCAGUUUUGCAUCAACCCUCAACAUUAAUUAACACAUUAAUGCAAACUGUUCUCAGAAGUGAUUAAUUUUCUACUUUUACCUCAACUUUCUUUUAUUUAACUUUUUGCAACAAAAUAGGCAUGGAAUGUGGAAGAACCUGUUGAAUUUUACAAACCUUAACUUUGCACAUCAUGCAGGACUGAGGUUCAUAAAUAGUAACCAAUGAAUAUGGGGGAGGGGCAGAAGCACAGAUAAACAUGCUUUUUUACUUAUAAUAAAAGAAGACAAGUUCUAAUCAUGCUGUUUUACCUCUAAUAAAGAGAAAAAAUUUCUUAUCAAAUCCCAAACUCUAAAAA